AUGGCGGGCGUGGCCAUGGACGUGGCCCAGUUCCAGCGCGAAUGGGCGGUGGCCGAGGGCCAGGGCAAGCCCUGGCUCGACGCGGCCGCCGGCGGGGAGGCGAUGCCGCGCGCGCCGCGCAAGACGGCGCAGGCCGCCUCCCUGCUCCUGCGGCUGACGCGGGCCCUGCCGCGCGCGGACCUGCUGCGGGGGAUGCUGGAGCAGCUGGCCGAGGAGCUCGUCCCGGCGAUCUACCGGGACUGGCCGGCGCACGCCUCCCUGGGGGACCUGUCCGAGGCGGACCUCCAGGCGGAGAGCAUCGACAACAUGACGCCGUACUUCGCGCUGGUGGCGGGCCACCGCUGCCUGAGAGAGGAGACGGGGAACGAAGAGCGCGGGCGGAGGAGGAGGCCGCGAGGGCCCGGGCCGCCGUGGGCAACGUGGCGCCCCUGGAGGCGGAGCUCGCCCGCGUGCGGCGGGAGCUCCACGCCGCGGAGGAGGGGCGGGCGGCGGCGGAGCGCGCCACGGCCGCCGCCGAGGCGAGGAUGGAGGCGGUCGAGGGCUCGUGGGCCGAGUUCCAGAGGCAGACCCGCACGCUGCUGA
Prorocentrum cordatum is the source of this 582-nucleotide messenger RNA. The record is from the annotation of a GenBank genome assembly. Lineage: Eukaryota; Dinophyceae; Prorocentrales; Prorocentraceae.